AUGCGAGAUAAUGCAAGACGCAAAAGCCUGACAGGUGAUGCAUUAAAUCAAUUACGCAUGCGACAAAAAUUUGCAUCAAAGAAAUAUCGUGAUGGAUUAAAAUUAAAGCGAUUAAAUGAUAAUCGAUCAUCAACUUACAAAAAUCGUCAAUCAUUCGGUAAAGCCAUUAAGCGUGUUCAGAAAUCAUUACCAAAAGAACCAAAUAAACGUAUUAGUGUAGUUCGUCAUAUAGCACAAACACUUGAUAUUAUUCCAAAAACAACUGAUCUUCACGAACGUGAACAACGACAGUUACCGAGGGUGUGGGUGUGGGUGUGGGGGUGGGUGUCGGUGUCGGUGUCGGUGUGGGUGUAGGUGUGAGUGUGGGUGUGGGGUGGGAUGGGUGUGGGUGUGGGUGUGGGUGUUGAUCUCUCCACUCUCUACACCUACACCCACACCGACACCGACACCCACACCCACACCCACACCCACACCCACACCCACACCCACACCCACACCCACACCCACACCCACACUCACACCCACACCCACACCCACACCCACACCCACACCCACACCCACAUCCACACCCACCCACACCCACACCCACAUCCCGAACUCUUGAGGAAUCCUUGAACUCAACCGUGAAUAAAAAUAAAUAGCAAAUUAACACUGAUAAUCUAACAAAACUAAUAUAUGAAAGAACAAGUUUCUGCAAUUCAAUCAAAAAAACAAAUUGACAGGGCGCGAGGAAUUCAAGUAGCUCACACCACCCAAGGAACGCAAAAGAUUUCAAGGGAGCCAAGGAUUCCAAGAAAUGCAAGGAAGUCAAGGAUCCAAAGGAAGUAAUGGAUUCCAAGGAUCUCAAGGAUUCCAAGAAAUUCAAGGAAGUCAAGAAUCCAAAGGAAGUAACGGAUUCCAAGGAUCCCAAGGAAGCCAGGGAUCCUCAGGAAGUCAAGGAUCUCAAGACAGCUAAGAAUCCCAAGGAAUCCAAAGAAUUCAGGGAUUCCAGGGAAUUCAAGGAUCCUAAGAAACUCAAGGAUCUCAAGGAAUUCAAGGAUACCAAGGGAUUCAAGGAAUCCACAGAACACAAGGAAUUUACAGAAUACAAGGAACCAGAGGAGUCCAAAGAACUCAAGGAACCCAAAGGAUCCCAGGAACUACCGUCUAAUACAGUUUCUGUUCUCACCACGCAACCUAUGAUAGUAGCGAGAUUCCGUGGUUAGUGCAAGGCUGCUUUUUCCUGUAAAGUUCCACAUGUGUUUUAGCCUCGAUCCGGUAAUAGACCAUUAGACACUUUGCAUUAUAUAUAUAGAUAGACCUUAUAGCCUUACACUCUUGUAGUAUUCCCCGCUUAUAUGCUUAUUCCAUUCUUCUCUUAUACCACUGUAGCCUUAUAUUCUUGUAGUUGUACUCCUUCAUACCCUUAUCCUUCGUACAUCAGUAGCCGUAUCCCCUGUACCCUAUCCCUUACAGCGUUAUAUCCCUGGAGCCUUAUCUCCUUAUCAUCUUAUACUUUUAGAGUCUUACUCUCUUAUCUUCUUAUCCUCUUAUAUCCCUUUAGCCCUA
Molecule: messenger RNA, 1548 nt
Organism: Rotaria sordida
Lineage: Eukaryota; Metazoa; Rotifera; Eurotatoria; Philodinida; Philodinidae
Source: the annotation of a GenBank genome assembly